AUGGUCAGUAUCACCUGCCGGCUCGUUGUGGCCAUUUCACUUUGGUCACCGUUCAUAGGGGCACAAGUGGUGAUCCCGGCACCAAAUGGGACCUAUACAGUUGCUUUGAGCAUCUUGGAAUUGAAAAACCCAGACUCAAUACAACCAUAUGCUCCUGAAGUGGAAGUCCCGGCUCUGAUGCUUUCCGUUUUCUAUCCCACCCACGACGAAGAAACAGUCAAACGCCCUUAUAUGGAUACGGAUACCGCCAUCUUUGAGGAUUUGUCCCAAGCUCAACAGAGUGGGCUUGAUUCCAAGCCUGGGACGUUUCAGAAGCUCUCAAUGCAACUUGCGGCAAACGGAUCGAAAGUUGCUCAACCUGAAGGCGAUGGUGGAUGGCCGAUCCUUGUUUUUGGCUGUGCGCUAGGGACAAGUCGGUUGUUCUACAGCGCUCUCCUCUCCCAGGUGGCAUCGACCGGCUAUGUCGUUGUUGCAUAUGACACGCCUUACGAUACCGAUAUUGUCGUCUAUCCGAAUGGGGAAAACAUAACUGCGAGUGAGACAGUGACCGCCGCUUUAGACACAACCAAUGCAACGGCAGUGGAACAUUUCUUAAUUGCUGAUGUCAACGUUCGCGCACAAGAUGCCAGUUUCAUUGUAACCUCAUUCAACAACAAUUCCUUUGCAGCUUCAGUGAUCCCUGGUUGUAGCUCGUGCCUUAACACCACCCAUGUCGGCUAUUUUGGUCAUUCGAUCGGUGGUAGUGCAGGCGCAACUCUCCUGCUGAACGACACUCGGAUCGCUGGUGCUGUCAACAUGGAUGGUGCCGUUACCGGCCAUGUUGUCAGUCAGGGUCUUGACAGGCCGUUCAUGCUCAUGGCUGUCUCAGGUCAGACUCGAGAUGGCAAACUUGCGAACGUGACAAACUGGGCAGCUUUCUGGUCAAAUCUUCGCGGCCCGAGCUUUGACUUGAUCGUCAACGACGCUGCGCAUUACACUUACUCAGACCUUCCCCUAGUUCUUGAUCUGCUUGGAAUUUUCCCUACCAAUGAAACCGUUUUGGAUAGCCUCGAACUCACAAGCAUGAAUGGCACCCGGGCACAUCAUAUCGUCACCACUUAUAUUGUGACUUUCUUUGACUGGCUCCUGAAAAAUGGCUCCGAUUAUAUGCUCAAGAACACAAAUCUGGACUUCCCGGAAGUCAGUCUCGAUCUUGGUGACACCGAGGCCUUCAGCAAUGGAACUGUCAUCGGCGUAGUCAAUGGUACAGUGAUCAGCAAACCAGGUAGCGGCUCAUCCGGAGAUGAGAAUGCAGCCACACCAACAUCGACGAGAAGCCAAUCGGCAUGGGUGGUGGUGUUCCUCAUAGUCCUUUCGCUGAUCAUCUCAGAGUGACUCAAAGCGGCCACACCACGUCAGCUUCUCUCGAGGUAUGAGCACAGUUCUUCACAGCUUAGCUCACAGCUUGGCCACUGUUAUUGUGUCUCUUCACGCUUCUGUUCGGACUAUGUAAAAGCACUGCUUUAAGAGAAUGGACAAAUAUUCUGGGGCGCGUUGGUCUAUGUCGCAGUGCAGAGAAUCUCUCCUAUAUUGGAAACCUGGGGACAUCGACCUCUGCCUCCUUAUUGUGUAGCACUUCCUACUGUACCUAGCCUAUAUAGUAGAGCAGUACCCAGGGCCUUUUGUUAAUGAGACAUAGAACC
Messenger RNA from Exophiala oligosperma, 1682 nucleotides. RefSeq lists its product as uncharacterized. The transcript is spliced from 3 exons. Gene Ontology annotation, molecular function: 1-alkyl-2-acetylglycerophosphocholine esterase activity. The record is from RefSeq and is a predicted model, not a curated record. NCBI's taxonomy places the organism in Eukaryota, Fungi, Ascomycota, Eurotiomycetes, Chaetothyriales, Herpotrichiellaceae. Bases 1 to 1374 code for a protein of 457 amino acids.